Molecule: messenger RNA, 576 nt
Organism: Balaenoptera acutorostrata (minke whale)
Lineage: Eukaryota; Metazoa; Chordata; Mammalia; Artiodactyla; Balaenopteridae
Product: speedy protein E4-like
Exons: 5
Coding region: 133-576 (147 amino acids)
Biological process (GO): positive regulation of cyclin-dependent protein serine/threonine kinase activity
Molecular function (GO): protein kinase binding
Source: RefSeq, a predicted model, not a curated record
UGCAGCUCCCCGCCUCAGCGCCCUGGCUGUAAGAGGAAGAGGUCAGUGGCGUUCAGAGAGGAGGAGGAGGAGGGCGAGCCGGCCACUGAGGCCCAGGACACCUGGGUCGUGGACUGGCUGAUUGGGCUCAAGAUGAAACUCAAGCGACAGCGGGUGUCUUCAGUGCUGCCUGAGCACCACGAGGUCUUCAACAGGAUGCUCGAGGAUCCCGUCAUUAGGAAAUUCCUCGCCUGGGACAAAAACCUGCAAGUAUCUGACAAGUACCUCCUGUCGAUGGUGAUAGCUUAUUUCAGCCGGGCCGGGCUCUUCUCCUGGCAAUUCCAGAGAAUCCAUUUCUUUAUAGCUCUCUAUGUGGCCAACGACAUGGAAGAGGACAACCAGGCCCCCAAACAGGCCAUCUUUUCGUUCCUCUAUGGAAAGAACCGCUCCCAGCGCCCCUUGUUCCACAAACUGCGUCUCCAGUUCAUCCGUUCCAUGGGCUGGAACGCUAGGGUCACUCGGGAAGAGUGCGAGCAGAUCCAGGCUUUUGAUCCAGAGCUCUGGGUGUGGGGAAGAGAUCGCGCCCUCUUGCCCUAG